AUGACCUCCAGAAGCCACAACUCCUUACCGAGAACUCUGAUGGCUCCACGAAUGCUUUCCGAAGGUGCCCUCGGGGGCAUCGCCCAGAUCACCCCCUCGCUGUACCUGAGCCGGGGCAGCGUCGCCUCCAACCGGCACCUGCUCCUCUCCCGGGGAAUCACCUGCAUAAUCAAUGCGACCAUCGAGAUCCCCAAUUUUAACUGGCCCCAGUUUGAAUACGUGAAAGUGCCUUUGGCUGACAUGCCCAACGCCCCCAUCUCCCUGUACUUCGACAGCGUUGCCGACAAGAUAAACAGCGUGGCGCGGAAGCACGGGGCCACCUUAGUCCAUUGUGCCGCCGGCGUGAGCAGGUCGGCCACCCUCUGCAUCGCCUACCUGAUGAAGUACCACAAGGUAUCCCUCUUCGAGGCAUACAACUGGGUCAAAUCGAGACGCCCCGUUAUACGCCCCAACGUGGGCUUCUGGAGGCAACUGAUAGACUACGAGAGGAAGCUCUUUGGGAAGACGACGGUUAAAAUGGUACAGACACCAUAUGGCAUCAUCCCAGACGUUUAUGAGAGAGAGAGGAGACCCCUGAUGCCUUACUGGGGAAUUUAAUGUGACUGCAGACAGGAAGCACAACAGAAGGGACGCGCUGUUCUGAGUCGACCAGACUGGAGACAUUCCCUUCUCCUUCUACAGCCAACUUUGGUUCUUUACCACUCAGCAGAACCUCAACUAAUUCUCACCUCACUAACCUGCAAGGCCAACGAUUCCCUUCAAAGCAUUUCUCUCUACAGGGAUUCCCCCACCCGCAUUUCUCUGAUUUAGCAGAAUGAGGUCUCCUUAUAAGUUUAUUCCUUUCAUAAAGCCUCCCUCCCUUUUUUAGUCAGUUUAUUAGUAUCCUACGAGGAAAGGCCUAAGAGGCAUUUGGCAGAGUUAAUGAACAAAGUGCGCUUUGUGAUGCGGUAG
Molecule: messenger RNA, 951 nt
Organism: Balearica regulorum gibbericeps (East African grey crowned-crane)
Lineage: Eukaryota; Metazoa; Chordata; Aves; Gruiformes; Gruidae
Source: RefSeq, a predicted model, not a curated record